Molecule: messenger RNA, 626 nt
Organism: Prosopis cineraria
Lineage: Eukaryota; Viridiplantae; Streptophyta; Magnoliopsida; Fabales; Fabaceae
Exons: 2
Coding region: 2-535 (177 amino acids)
Source: RefSeq, a predicted model, not a curated record
UAUGGCUUCCGUGCAUGGCCCUUCAUCGUCCCCUUUGAGACUUUUUGUGGACAAAGAAAGAAACAAAGUGGUUGUGGGUGAAGCAAGUGCAGCUCUCACAGACGUUCUCUUCAGUUUCUUAACCCUUCCUUUGGGAACCAUCGUUCGGCUUCUCUUCAACAAGCAAACCUAUUUGAACAACCUCUACCAAAGUGUCCAACAUUUGAACACACAGGUUUUGUGGAAUGGAAUCUGUAAGAAAAUGUUGUUGUGUCCGCGUAAUCCGAGCCAGAAGCUUUGCCAGAAACUAAGAUUCAAUGUGGAUGACACAGAGCCCACCAAAUAUUUCAUGUGUGGCUCCUGUAGAGAGUCUGGCGAUACAUGGGUAAGUACUUUUGCAGAAGUGAGUUGCACAUGUGGAAAACUGAUGGACCAAGAGAUGAAGGUGGAGGGGGAGGAAGAUAAUAAUCCAAAAGGAGAUGGUGUUUUUGUUAAAGGCGAGAGUAUGUAUUUGAUCUUUGAUGAUUUUGACAGUACGUCAAAAUUCUGCAUGUAACACUAUCCAUCAGCUCGUCCAACUUGGCUACACAGACUUCACCAAGCUCACUGAAAUCUCUCCAAACGUUGGCUUAAACCAGGUCAUUAUU